Molecule: messenger RNA, 1371 nt
Organism: Malassezia globosa CBS 7966
Lineage: Eukaryota; Fungi; Basidiomycota; Malasseziomycetes; Malasseziales; Malasseziaceae
Exons: 5
Coding region: 1-1371 (456 amino acids)
Biological process (GO): mRNA splicing, via spliceosome
Cellular component (GO): nucleus
Molecular function (GO): RNA lariat debranching enzyme activity
Source: RefSeq, a predicted model, not a curated record
AUGCGGGCGAUUCGGAAUGAAGCAGAUCUAGACAGCCUCUCGGUACCGAACAAAUACAAGAAACUGGGCGAUUUUCACAAGUACUAUGCUGGCGAAAAGAAGGCUCCGAUACUAACGCUCGUGAUUGGUGGUAAUCAUGAAGCAAGCAACUUCAUGUGGGAACUCUAUUAUGGUGGAUGGCUUGCACCGAAUAUUUACUACUUAGGGGCGGCUGGCUGUGUAGAAGUAGCAGGACUUACUAUCGCGGCUUGCUCUGGCAUAUACAAUGCGCGCCAUUAUAAAUGUGGGCGGUUCGAACGACAGCCAUACUCUCGAGAUGAUGUGCGCAGCGUAUACCAUGUGCGGCAGUUCGAUGUGACAAAGCUUGGGCUUUUGAGACAUCCUGAUAUUUUCUUGUCGCACGACUGGCCGAACGGAGUUGAGCAAUAUGGAGAUGUGCCAAAUUUAUUACGAAGGAAACCGUUUUUUCGAGACGAGGUUCUAUCAUUUAGUUUGGGCUCACCACCGUUGCAGGCUUUGCUGCGUGACUUGAAACCAAGAUUCUGGUUCUCAGCGCAUUUACAUGUGCGAUUUGCAGCCACAGUGACGCAUGGUGUUCCGCCAUGUGGUUUGGUCAGUUUUCAGAACACAAAUCCCGAAGCAUUACCGCUCGAUGACGAUGAUGAUGAGUUCGGUGAGAACGAUACGUCUGAGAAUCCGCCGCAUGGAUGCACUACCGAGUUCCUGGCACUUGGUAAAUGCGGUGUGAAGAACGAAUACUUGCAUCUCACGUGGCUGCAGUUCAUCGACAUUUCCGCACCAGAGGACCAUAUGCAUCAAACAGAAAAAGACGGUGAGCGCCCAGAGAUCUCGUUACGCUUUCACAGGGAUUGGCUCUCCAUCACACGCGCAACACACAAGUAUUUCUCGUUACAGCGACAUGAUUCGUGUCUCCAGUCACUUCAACACGAGAAAUUGCGCGCCAAUGUCCAGAAAGAACGCGCUGAAGUGGACUACAUGGUGCAGGCGAAAGGAUCUGAUUGUUUGGAUGUUAGGAAAGUUCAGUCUUUUACGCGCACAGCGCCAACGCAAGGCGAGCUUCAAGUGUGGAGUGAAAACAGAUGCCCCUAUAUAUUCAACAAUCCUCAGACUGAGGCUUUUUGCGAACUCGUGCAGAUACCCAAUCUCAUUAAUACUCAACACCUUAGCACCCAAUCUCUACAUCGCUCAAGAAAUAUAUCGGCUCAGUCUCUAGAGCCAAAUACAUCAACGGCCACAAAUGCGACAGAUGUUGCAACAGAAAUCGCCCAAAUUCGAGCGGCUGCUCUCGACCGCAAACGUAAAAGAAAGCCUGCAUCUGUUCAUGCCAUUCCUGGAACAGACACCCAGUAA